AUCUCCACAGACAUGCAGUGUGAAGACCCCUUUGCUUUCAUUGACGACUUACUUGACUUCCAAAAUGAAGACGAUUGGCUAGCAAUGAUGGAUGGUUGCGACAAUGGAGAUCAGAUAGCUCCUCUGCAAACUCCGGAAAUCGCCGGAAGAGUUCAUGACAGUCCAACCGCCGUCGCCGGCAGCCGGAUUAGUUCGGAAGAGGAUGCGCUGAGAAGCAUGCUGCAGCGCGAUGAUAUUGAGAUUAUAAAUCUGGAUUGGCUUUCAAACUUCAUUGAAGAGUCUGAUCUCAACUUUCUCAAUCCUAUAGCAUUCAUAUCACAGAGCCCAACCCCUAUUCUUGAGAACAAUAAAGCCUCCACUUCCUCAACCCCAGACCCGCCCACAAGCCGAACCCGAACCCAAACUAAAGGCCCGCGGGCUCAAGUCACCCGACCUAUCUCCCCCUCCUCCCUAACCCUAUGGGUAUCCAAGCCCGAAAUUAUGGAAAAGACACAAAAAAGUAAUGUGGUUGAUCGCGAUAGGCUGAAGAAGUGUUUGCAUUGUGAGAGUCAUAAAACACCGCAGUGGCGGGCCGGACCAAUGGGGCCCAAGACAUUAUGUAAUGCUUGUGGUGUUCGCUACAUGUCAGGUCGGCUUUUCCCUGAGUAUCGACCCGCUACAAGUCCAAAGUUUACUCCUUUUGUUCACUCGAAUUCUCAUAAGAAAGUGGUGGAGAUGCGGCAGGAAAAGGCUAAUCUAAGCUCACCCAAUGGUGAUGUGGCGAAAUGUGAAUUGCUUGAUUACAUAAGGAAUAAGUAAAUGUGGCAAAUCAAAAGUCAGCUUCUUUUUAUUAUCAUGAUGGGUCUAAGAUAUAUGUAUAGUCCAUCAUACUAAUCUUAAAGCAAAUCCCACGACUUAUAGAUCCAUCAUGGCUAAAAUUUGAUAUUAUAUGACAUGGGAAGGGGAGAGCCAAAAAAGGA
This is a messenger RNA of Phalaenopsis equestris, 959 nucleotides long. Its product is annotated as GATA transcription factor 4-like. The record is from RefSeq and is a predicted model, not a curated record. The transcript is spliced from 3 exons. The coding region runs from base 13 to 798 and encodes 261 amino acids. Gene Ontology annotation, biological process: regulation of DNA-templated transcription. Gene Ontology annotation, molecular function: sequence-specific DNA binding; zinc ion binding. Lineage: Eukaryota; Viridiplantae; Streptophyta; Magnoliopsida; Asparagales; Orchidaceae.